ACUAAUCCUUAUAUAACUACCGCAUAACUAAUCCCCGCAUAAUUAAUCCAUGCAUAAUUAAUCCCAACAUAAUUCAACCUUGCAUAACUUAUCCCUGCAUAACUAAUACCUGCAUUACUUAUUCCUGCAUAACUAAUACAUACAUAACUAAUACCUGCAUAACUAAUACAUGUAUAACUAAUACCUGCAUAACUCUAACCGAUAACCAAACGACCCCAGGGUUUCUUCGCUACUUCAUAGGUCACCCAAUUCUUCCUCCCAUAUCGUUGCAAUUCACUCAUCCGAAUAUGUUUCACCUCCGGAAUCUGUUUCAGCAGCAUAGGGAUGUCUCUUUGAAGCUUGCAAGGCAUGUAUUCUUCAGCAAUUUUGAAGGCCAUCAGUCCGUAGCAAAGGUCCUUCGAGGAUCGACCUGGAAACAAACAGAUGCAUUCUUAACCUUAGCCAAUCGUGUUGUCCCAACGGCGGUUCACAAAGGGGAAAGUAACAUGAUCUUCUCUCCGUUGUUGAUGCAAGUAGUGUUGGGUCUCAUGACGGCGGGUUCAGCUGGUCCGAGCCGUGACGAGCUUCUCUCUUUCCUCAAAUCCAAUUCUACUGAUGAAAUCAACUAUCUCUCUUCUCAGCUCGUCGACUAUGUCCUUCUUGAUGGUACCCCCAAUGGUGGCCCUCGUUUGUCUGCCGCUAACAGCGUCUGGGUCGAUCAGCGUGCGAGUUUGAAGCCAUCUUUCACACAGAUUGUGGACAAUGUUUACAAGGCUACUUCUCUUUCCGUUGAUUUUGCGUCAAAGGUUAGUUUUUUAAUACUCCUACCGUUGAUUAGGUAGUUCAGUAGAGUUCGUCUUUGCUGUUUUAGGAUGCUUGUUGGUAGACUAAAGUUUUCUCUAUCGGAGAUGAUUCUCUAACUGCUUUACUGUUUUAAGCA
Molecule: messenger RNA, 919 nt
Organism: Nicotiana attenuata
Lineage: Eukaryota; Viridiplantae; Streptophyta; Magnoliopsida; Solanales; Solanaceae
Product: serpin-ZX-like
Exons: 1
Coding region: 288-821 (177 amino acids)
Molecular function (GO): serine-type endopeptidase inhibitor activity
Source: RefSeq, a predicted model, not a curated record